This is a messenger RNA of Boeremia exigua, 1542 nucleotides long. RefSeq lists its product as uncharacterized. NCBI's taxonomy places the organism in Eukaryota, Fungi, Ascomycota, Dothideomycetes, Pleosporales, Didymellaceae. Gene Ontology annotation, cellular component: peroxisomal membrane. The transcript is spliced from 2 exons. The coding region runs from base 206 to 1204 and encodes 332 amino acids. The record is from RefSeq and is a predicted model, not a curated record. Gene Ontology annotation, biological process: peroxisome fission.
GAAAAAACACCGCACCUGGAAAAAGCGUCUUUCAUCCAAUCACAACAGUAGGAUUUAUGUCUUUUCUCCACACCAAUUGACUGGAGCCGAACCUCGGUCCAACGGGAUAUGCGGAGAACAACAACCUUGGUAUCCCCGCGUAUCCCUUACCCUGAUUCUACCAAAUUGUCCUGCACUCUCCAUAUUACCCAAAACGACCUGCAGUAUGUCUGAAGAGGAUACAAAACCUGGUGCCCCUGCGGCGGAAGUUGUCGCCGAGAAGGCCGAACACAUCGAAGAUGCUGGCGAAGCUGUGGAGAAGAAGCUGGAGGCUAUCGAGAAGAAGCUAGAGAUUCCUGUCAAGAAAGCUCCGGGUAGCGCACUGAAGCUGCUGAGCGAUGUCGACAAGACCGCACUGAGAAUCAACAAGCUGCUUGCGUUGCCUGGCGGGCUCGCGUCGUUCCUCUCGACAUUCAACUACACCCUUUACAUUCUUGCCUACGCUCAAACGAAGUCGCCCUCCAUCACAUCGCUUCUACAGAAGGUCUUCUCGGCCAUACGCACCUCAAGCGCGGUCACAAAGCCUAGCACAUCGGUCCUGGUCAAUGCAGGCGCGGUCCCACCCAUCGCUGCGCUCGCAGUCCUCGUAUCGAAAGCGCGCACAACUCUGCGCCUAUUCGGCUGUUUCCCGCUCUACGCAUGGCUCCGCACACUCCUCGCCGGCCCUAAGCCCGGCGCAGAUGUAGUCCUGCACCGCAUUGCCACCUUGCAAGCUAGCAGCUACUUUACCUACCAGGCCCUCGAGAACAUCUCGCUCCUGGCCGAUUCCGGCGUGGUCGGGCCUGCGUUCAUCUCUGCGAUCAACCGUGGCGAUUCGAAGACGGCGCGCGUGUACCUGUGGGCAUACCGCGCGUGGCUGGGUGGUGUCUCAUGCGACUUCCUGCGUCUGGCGAGGGAGUGGCAGCUUGAAAGCCGCAGGAGAACAACAAGGGCCAGAAUGCAGAGUGAGGGCAAAGCAGUCGCGGAGUACCAAGAUGAUGAGGACGCGAAGUUCGAUCAGAGGUGGUGGACAGACGCUAUGAUUGCAAGUGCAUGGUUCCCUAUGGCUUUGCACUUUAGCAGCUCGACUGGCGGAAUCCCUGGAUGGAACCUCGGAUGGAUGGGCAUGUGUGGCCUGGUCGCCGGCAGUACCAGGAUAACACAGCUCUGGGCGAGCACAGCUUGAUCGAAGUCGAUGGUCCUGCAGGAGUAUUGAAGGCUUACUUUGAUGUGCUUCAAGCACUCUGGUGUAGUGAGUGAACUGCGAGUUGUACAUUAUUUGCUGUCGAGUUCAGCAGGCUUGUUCAGGCAACAAUAUACUUUACCAACGAAUGCUCAGUGGUGAUACAGCAAACUCAUGUGAACAACCAUGCAGAAGCCAAAGAUGCGUCAAAACAUAAGCAAAAGUCCAUGUCGACGGCCUCGACAUAACCACAUUCGACUCGACCAGUAGGCUAACCGGAUUCGGCAAGUCCAACCGGUCUAUGAUAAGCGGGGAGUGCAUCAUGUCGACGAUGCCGCACU